Drepanopeziza brunnea f. sp. 'multigermtubi' MB_m1 is the source of this 1677-nucleotide messenger RNA. RefSeq lists its product as uncharacterized. The record is from RefSeq and is a predicted model, not a curated record. Lineage: Eukaryota; Fungi; Ascomycota; Leotiomycetes; Helotiales; Drepanopezizaceae.
AUGUCCCUUCGCAAUCGGUACAUGUUCUUCACCACCAUCUCCAUGCUCUUCAUCUUCUCCACCCUCUACUACCACCGUCGCAUGCCAAAGCUGGUUUACACUGUCUACGAUAAGGUCAUAGAGAUUCCUGCGACAGCCCUCUCACCACCAACACCACCAACACCACCAACACUACCAGCGCCUCCCCCUCCCGCCGACGCGCCUCCAUCGAAAGCCUCUCCUGUCUCGACAUCUUCGUCUACGCAUACCUUAAUAUACAAACCCCAACCAACCGCAAAGGCCUUCCCAGUUGUGGACAACUUCCCUCUGGCAGCAGCUGCUCAUUCCGCCAAGGAGCUCCCUCCGAUCCCCUCAUGGAACCGCCCGCCUGCAAAGCACGUCCCAGAGAGCACCCCGCUAUUCAUUGGCUUCACCAGAAACUGGAGAUUGCUCCAACAAGUCGUGGUAUCAUAUAUCACAGCCGGAUGGCCGCCCGAAGACAUUUACGUCGUGGAAAAUACGGGGGUAAUGGACUCGAAUGCCAAGGGGCGGCUCUCCUUGCAAAACCCAUUCUUCCUCAAUCACACCCGCCUACACAUGCUCGGCGUCAACGUCCUCAUUACACCCACACUCUUUAGCUUCGCCCAGCUGCAGAACUUCUAUCUCUGGCACUCCAUCCAGUCAGAAUGGGAUCAUUACUUUUGGUCACAUAUGGACGUGGUAGCCCUGUCUUUCGAAGACCAGUACUUCGCCGCGCACGAAAAAUCAGGGGUCUCGAUCCUGCCACCUUCGGACCCAAAGCAUGAUUACUCGGAUUACAUGUCGCUGUAUGCUAACUGCUUGAAGGCUCUACGGGAUGUCACCGCACCGGUACCUGAGACGGGAAAACCAAUUAGGUGGGCGAUGCGUUUCUUCUCCUAUGACAGGUUGGCGCUGGUGAACGUGGCGGCGUUUGUGGAGGUCGGAGGAUGGGAUACCAUGAUUCCAUUUUACGGAACAGAUUGUGAUAUGCAUGCCCGCCUCGAAAUGGCUCACAUGAAUAUCGAAGAAGUCCCCUCAGGCAUGAUCUUCGACGUCGCCUCCUCCCUCUCCGACCUCAUCGUCCUCUACCGUAAAAAGAACACCACAGAAGCCUCAUUCGAGGACCCAAAUGUCAUCGAAAAGGAGCUCGCUUUCGAGGCGGAACUAACGCACAAAAAGACGCCUAUUAGAUCACCCUCUGGCGCUGUACCUAUUAUUGAGCGUGAUUCUCUCAAAACACCAUCGUCUGAAGCUGAGACUCUGACACCCCCCGACGUCGAAACCCAGGCAAAAGAUGAUACCUCCACCGAAGCAUGGCUCGAAUACGCAGCCGGCGCACUCCAUCUCAAACCUUCCAACAAUGCGGAUGCCAAGAAGUGGGAAGAAGACGAAAUACACUCCCCGUCGCUGAUACACCUAAUUGAAGUCCUGGACGCUAUGCAGCGCUCUAAAGGCGAGUCUAGCCGCGGCCGCAACACCUGGCAAGCGCGGCAGACUGGCGGCGAAGGCGAACCGUUCUACAGAGACAGUGCCGGGUUCGAGCAGGCAAUCUGGCUCACGAUCGAGCAUGGACGGAACGUGUUUCGCGAGAAGUGGGGACAUCGGGAUUGUGAUAUUGUCGCAAUGGGAUUGACGCCUAGCGAUGCGUGGAGGGUGGAGCACGAUUGGAAGUCCUAG